This is a messenger RNA of Amaranthus tricolor (Joseph's coat), 999 nucleotides long. RefSeq lists its product as uncharacterized. The record is from RefSeq and is a predicted model, not a curated record. The transcript is spliced from 2 exons. Lineage: Eukaryota; Viridiplantae; Streptophyta; Magnoliopsida; Caryophyllales; Amaranthaceae. The annotation marks the transcript as partial.
GUAGAACAACAGAAUGACGAAGAAGAGGUGAUUCUAUGGAAGCCAAAACCCAAGAAUACGAAGACAAAAAAGAGGGUCCCACAAGUAUUGUUAGAAGGGUAUGUAGAACCCUCAGAUGAUGAUGAUUUACCAAGAACAAAGAGUUUAAGCGAUGAUGAUCUUGAUGAGUUAAAGGGUUGUGUGGAUUUAGGAUUUGGGUUUAGUUACGAUGAUUUUCCUGAACUUUGCAAUACUUUACUUGCUUCGGAGCUUUGUUAUUCUAUGUCUCAGAAGUUUCUAGAUGAUCAUCAUGAUCAACAACAAAGUAGUAAUGUGAAAUCUGUUGGUGGGGUUUAGGGUUCUUCUGAUGCAGAAUCAAAUGUUGGGUCUGAAAGUUCUAGUCCUAUUCCCAAUUGGAAGAUCUUUUGUCCUGGUGAUCAUCCAGAAGAUGUUAAAGCAAGGCUAAAAUAUUGGGCUCAAGCAGUGGCUUGCACUGUUAAAUUAUGCAGUUGAAUUGUAACAUCAAACUGAUUUGAUCAAUUGAGCUAUAACAAUGUCCAUUUAGUCUUUUGAUUUGUUUUCGGGUACUAUGACUACCAUAUGAACCUGCUUGUGAUUCUUUGAAGGGGAAGAUGACCAUAGUAUGAAAAAGUUCAAAACUUUUCGAGUAAGUUUGAGAAGAUGGAUCAGAAUCGUUAAAGAAGGGACCAUGUCAGGUCUGAGAUUCAUUCAAAUACCAAUGACCAUCUGAAAUUUAAUCCUCAACCUGAAAUUAGUAGCUUGUGAGUGGUUCAUUUGAGCUAUUAGGUUGGUUUCGUGUCAGUUUAUAAUCGGGUUUUGUGUGCACAUUAAUUUUUGCAUAGUUUUAAAUUCUUUUUGAAGUCGGGUCAAGUCGGGUUCGAUUAUAUGGCCGGGUAAAUAUUGAAUCGUCGUGUCUGUUCUAAACACUUUUACUUGUGAAUUUUUUGUUAACAUAGAUGAAAUAUGUUCACUGAACUAUAUUUCUUCUUAUAUUGUCUU